AGGGAAAGAAAAACUUUUAUUUAUAAAUGGCGGCUGCCAACUCCAUAGUACAAUACGUAGUAGUUAGAGGAGAUCUUGCUUCUGUUUUAAAAUGGCCUACAGGUGCACUUAUAGCUCAAGCUUGCCAUGCAUGUACAGCAGUCAUUCAUCAAAACUAUAAAGACGAUGUCACACAAGAAUAUCUAAGUGAUUUGGAUCGAAUGCACAAAAUUAUUUUAGAGGCCAAGGAUGCUGAUGCACUGAACUUGCUAGCUGAAAACCUGAUUAAGAACAAUAUCAUUCACAAACUUUGGAUUGAACAGCCUGAGAAUAUUCCCACUUGCCUGGCUGUUAAGCCAUAUAGAAAAAAUGAUGUUUCAUCACAUUUUAAGGCAUUCAAAUUAUACAAAUAGUCUGUUAGUUUUAUGAUAAUUCUUUUACUCUAUUUCAAGUGUGUACUUUUUUAUUUAGUAAUUCUUGAUACAUGUUUUGACUGUAUGAUUUGAAAUCUAAAUAAUUAUUUAUAUUUGUUAAUUAAUUAUAUUUGUAAUAUGAAUAUGGAUGCACUUGAAGAGCACAGAAUGUAAGAAAUUUAAGAAAUGUAAGAAUUUUAAGAAGUGAAGAAUAUAUUUUGUUCUUUUCAUCAUUGUAAUUUAUUUAGUUGUGUCUUUUUAUUCAAAUUCCUAUGCACCAAUGUUAGAAUGGGAAACUUCGUAAUGUGAAAUAGAUUGUAAAAAUAAAUAUAUCACAAUUUCAAAAAAGAAAGAAUAUGUCAUAUGUCGAAGUAAUUUCUAGAAUAGAAAACAUAUUUAUGAUAAUUGAAUUUGGUUAGAGUAUUUCUUCAGCACAUAUAAUUUUUAUUCUUGUGCUUUACAAUUGUAAUAAAUUAAUACAGUAAUUUGGUGAUUGGUAGUUCUUUAAAUUUUAUUCAAUAAUCAACAAGUUUAACAAAAAAAAUGUCAAUUUAUCAAUUCCGCAAUUUAUUUUGAUUUACUUUACUUAAUGCCUGUUCACUUGAUUGUUAUUAGAUAAAAAGUAAAGUUCCCCUUUCAGAUCUUGCGAUUGAUAGGGCAAAUGAUGUUAAGAUCAUAUGUUUCUUUGGCCAACAGUUAACAAGGAGGGUGUCAUGUGGCCAGCACAACAACCAACAGGCUUUACUUUCCUUAACUAAAGUCAGGUACUCAUUAGGGUUGGGUAAACUCAGGAGCGCCCUAAAAAUCCUGAAUUUCGAAAUCCCAGUCCUCACCGAGAUUGCAAUCCAGAACCCUAGGUUUGGAAGCACUUAACCACUCAUCCACUGCUACCCCUUGUUAAUAGAAAGUGCAGGCAAAAUUUAUUGCCUUGUAAUUGUGGCUAGUAACUUAAGACACCUUUUGACCACAAGCUUGUUAUGAAAGUUAAAGGCAUAUUUUUAGCUAAAUUUUAUUUAUUUUUUAAAUGAAUCCUUGUAUAAUUUUUUUUUAAAACCUAAAUUUAAAUGAUGCUGGAGAUUGAAUAUGAAUAUAUGUUGUGGACUGAUAUAAUAUUUUUGUUUUAGAGCCAACAUGAUUUUGGUGAAACAUUUUAUAAAGGUUAUUACUAUUUCAAUUAUUUUAUGUUUAGUAAUUUUUCAUGAAAAAAUGAAAGAAUGAAAAAAAAAGUUCUCUCAUGAUGAAAUGUUAAAUAUAAUUUAGAUCAAUAUUUAAAUAACUUUAAGCAAUAUAAUGUUACAAGUCAUUUUCCAAUAUUUCUGGUACCACCUGAAAUAAGUGGGUUAACAUCUCAGGGGACGCUACUGAGUCAGUCAAUUUUUUAUUAAUGAUUGUUUCCCUUCCCACAUGUCUAGUGAAAACGAUAAGAAUUUUUUUUUUUUUUUUUCAUAGGAGAUAUUGUAAAUGUGCUCAGAAUCUAUUUAUCGGUAAUAAGAUAUAAUUAAAGGAUUUGGUACACA
Molecule: messenger RNA, 1909 nt
Organism: Biomphalaria glabrata
Lineage: Eukaryota; Metazoa; Mollusca; Gastropoda; Planorbidae
Product: putative peptidyl-tRNA hydrolase PTRHD1
Exons: 2
Coding region: 27-392 (121 amino acids)
Molecular function (GO): peptidyl-tRNA hydrolase activity
Source: RefSeq, a predicted model, not a curated record